Molecule: messenger RNA, 865 nt
Organism: Asparagus officinalis (garden asparagus)
Lineage: Eukaryota; Viridiplantae; Streptophyta; Magnoliopsida; Asparagales; Asparagaceae
Product: eukaryotic translation initiation factor 4B3-like
Exons: 2
Coding region: 91-567 (158 amino acids)
Molecular function (GO): mRNA binding; translation initiation factor activity
Source: RefSeq, a predicted model, not a curated record
UUCUUUGAAUUCACAGUCCAGAGUGAUGAAUCAGAUAGCUGGAUCUCGAAGAAGGGGACUGCGCCUCCGGUGAGCAGCGAGAGGAGGGAAAUGAGAGGUUUUGAUUUGUUUAAUAGAGAGGGGAUGAAUGGAAAUAGGGUGGAUUCUGAUAGUUGGGGGAAGAAUAGGGAAGAUAAUGGUGGAAGCGGGAGGCCGAGGCUCGUGCUUCAGCCGAGAACUCUGCCGGUGGUUAAUGGGUGUAAUGGGGAGGAGAAGAAGGAGAUAGAGUCAAAGAGGGAGGAGAGGAAGGAGAUAGACACAAAGAUUAAAGGGGCGAAUCCUUUUGGAGAGGCGAGGCCGAGGGAGGAGGUUUUGAAGGAGAAGGGGAAGGAUUGGAAGGAAAUUGAUGAGAAACUUGAGGCUGUGAAACUUCGGGAAGGGGGAAAUCCUGCUGGAAGAAAAGGGUUUGAGGUGGGGAACGGGUUGAAGGAGGAUCGAACUGAGAGGGCUUGGAGGACGCCAGAAGCCAGUGAUGAGACCCCACCAACAAGGGUUGAAUCUGUGGAGGAGCAAUUGCCUGAAAACUGAGAUCCCUACAAAUGACAGACGAACAAUGAGCCUCAGUGAAAGCAAUUCAAGCAAAUGAUGGAAGAUUCUAUUAAUUAUGGUUUUGAUUACUCCAAUGUCAAUUUUGUGCUGGUGUUCUCACAGGAUAUCUGUGGUUUACUUAUUGAGUUAGUUUUGUUAGAUUAAUUUCAUAAUUUGUAGACAUAACAAAAGCAACUUGCACUUUUUUCCCCAUGUGUUUUGACAUUUUGUUCCGUCAUUUUGUACUACAACAUUUUUUUAAUUUCUGUGAUAAUUAUUUGGAACAAAUUUGUGCUGA